Molecule: messenger RNA, 1009 nt
Organism: Mycetomoellerius zeteki
Lineage: Eukaryota; Metazoa; Arthropoda; Insecta; Hymenoptera; Formicidae
Gene: Ssu72
Product: Ssu72 CTD phosphatase
Exons: 4
Coding region: 1-588 (195 amino acids)
Biological process (GO): mRNA processing
Cellular component (GO): nucleus
Molecular function (GO): phosphoprotein phosphatase activity
Source: RefSeq, a predicted model, not a curated record
AUGCCAGCACCAAAUUCCAUCAGCGUAGCUGUAAUAUGUUCCAGUAACAUGAACAGGAGCAUGGAGGCACAUGCUUUUCUGAGCAAAAAGGGAUUUAAUGUGAAAUCAUUUGGAACUGGAGACAAGGUCAAAUUACCUGGUACUGCACCAGACCGCCCUAAUAUCUACGACUUUGGAACUUCAUACGAUGAGAUCUACAAUGAUUUAUUGAUGAAAGACAAGCAAUAUUAUACACAGAAUGGUUUACUACAUAUGUUGGAUCGGAACCGUCGAAUAAAACCUAGACCGGAACGGUUUCAAAUGUCCAAGGAUAAAUUUGAUAUUCUAAUUACAUGCGAGGAACGUGUGUAUGAUCAAGUAAUCGAAUGCAUGGAAUCUAGAACUAAAGAAGAUAAUCAACCUGUACAUUUGAUCAAUAUUGACAUUCAGGAUAAUCACGAAGAGGCCACAGUAGGCUCGUUUCUUAUAUGCGAGCUAGUAACAGUGUUGGCAAAUAGCGAAGACUUAGACAAUGAUAUAGAUGAACUACUCCAUGAAUUUGAGGCCAAGUUUGCAAGAACAAUAUUGCACACUGUGUUAUUUUACUGAAAAAUCCGUCAUCGAGACAAGAAUUAUCAGGAAUCUGGUGUUCAUCGAACUUGGAAUUUAUUUAUAACAGAAAUUAAAUUAUAUAUAAUUUACUGCGCGUAUAUAUGUAUAUUCAGCCACCAAAUCAGGUGGACUAAAUUUUAACUCGAACGGAGAAAUCCGCUUGUGCUUCCUAUUUAACGGUUAUUCUCAUGGAAUCUAAACUAACAUGGUAUACUAUUGAAGUUAAUAUUCUAGUUGAUAAAGUCGAUUCACAUCACAUCAGGAUUAAACGAAAUCUGUAGAAUAGUAUCAAUCUUCAAGCAUGAAACGAAAAAGGGAUAAAGAAUAAAUGCAGAAAGUAUAAAAUAUAAAACAUUAUAAUAUUUAAGUAUAUACAUACAUGUACAUGUAUUGUGCACGAUUACAUCUGAAUAUAAAU